UUAUUUCACUGAAUUAACUUUCGAUGUAAUCUACAGACUUGCUAUGGGUAAAAAAGAUUCAAAAGAAUUUUGUCAAUUAUCAAGAGAUACUCUCACAGUGUUUAACAAUAAUAUUUUUGAUUAUCUUUCUUAUAUCUUUCCCUGGUUGGGACUAAAUGUUCUCAGUCCUUUUCUGGGUGCUACAGGAAAUUUGAGAAGAGAUCCAGGACAGAUCUUGAUAGAAAAGAUUUAUGAAGCUGUUAAUAGAAGGAAAGAAGAGAAAAUGAAGAAAAUUGAAAGGGAAGAGGAAGAUGAGGAAGAAAAUGAAGAUAAUAAAAAAUGGGUCAAUUUUAUUGACCUUUUUUUGGAAUCUGAGGCCGAAAAAGUAGAAUUAAAAGAAUAUAGUGGAACAUUUAAUAGAUCAGAAAAAGUGGAAAAGGUUAAAAGAAAUUAG
Molecule: messenger RNA, 433 nt
Organism: Meloidogyne enterolobii
Lineage: Eukaryota; Metazoa; Nematoda; Chromadorea; Rhabditida; Meloidogynidae
Source: the annotation of a GenBank genome assembly